Molecule: messenger RNA, 657 nt
Organism: Arachis ipaensis
Lineage: Eukaryota; Viridiplantae; Streptophyta; Magnoliopsida; Fabales; Fabaceae
Source: RefSeq, a predicted model, not a curated record
AUGUCAGUUGAUAAAAAGUGUAAACAAAACGCUUUAAAUCGGAGCAAGCAACUUUACACACAUACUGGGAGCUCCAAAACAUUGGCAAGAAAAAAAGACGAAGUGGAGAAAGAACAAGGAAGGCCCGUUGGUAGAGGAGAGUUGUUUAUCAUCACUCAUAAGAAAAAAAAUGGCUCGUAUAUCCAUCCCGAUGCGCGUGUUGUUAGUGAAGCAAUUGCGAAUGUUGACAGGCAGGAUGAAUCAUCAAAGCACAUUUCACAAAAUGAUUCGCUAGUACAAGUUCUUGGAAAGGAGCACCCAGGACGAGUUCAUGCCUUAGGUGCUGGACCAUGUCCCACCCAAGUAUUUUGUAACACUGCUGGACAACCGUCGGGUUCUCGUGAGCAAAAUGAAGAGUAUGAGAGGAGGAUUGCAGAAUUAACUGCUAAGAUAGAAGAAGAGCAGGCGAAGAGACAGUCGAUGGGGAAGGUUUUGGGAUAUAUAAUCCAACAGCAAGGAGGCAAUUUACCAGUUGACGUUGCUGCAGCGCUGGAUGAUUUGGGCAGUACAUCGACUUCAUCGCGCGCAAGGCCAUCCUCAUCUGGCAACCAUGACCCCAGCAAAAUUAAUCCUCUUCAAUCAAUGUUAUUAGACACUAUUGAAUCUAUAUUGGUUUAG